CCGGCGCGAGUACACUUCAACAUGGCCGACAUUGAUGCAGUGUGUUUUGCAAGGUUUAUUUUGGUGAUAAUUUGAGCUGAAUGCAAUUAUUUGCAAAUCCAGUGUGAAUAAGUAUUACUUUUGCAUAUCAAUGACACUCAGAUUUGUAUGUCAGUAGAAAGUAUGCCCGCAUUUACAACGUAAUUCCCUUUUUUGUGUAAGACACCUUCACAGCGUUCAGCAACAUGGCGGCAUCCCCAUUGAAAACUAGUGAUGAAAACUUGGAACGCAAAUUUGAACAGGUCUCAAAUACACAGGAUGGCGUGCAAGGUUUAUCGCUGUGGAUCAUUCACCACAAAUCUUCCUACAAAAGAGUGGUCGAUAUAUGGCUGAAGGUUUUGAAGAAAUCAACGACAAAACAUAGGCUAACACUCUUCAAUGUUUGCAAUGAUGUGGUCCAGAAUGGUAAAAGGAAGAAGGCAAUGAUUUACUUGGAAGGAUUCAAGGAGGUACUGAAGGAAGCGAUGUCACUAGUCAGGGAUGACAGCAUCAGAAACAAUGUAACAAGGAUAUUGAAAAUAUGGAAGGAAAGAAGUAUCUUCCCUGCAGCUUUUGUUACAGAGCUUCAGGAUACCUUGACAACUACAUCACCUUUCUCUGCUGUGCGUCCAUCACCAGUGGUAACCAAUGCUCCAACUACAUCAAUAUCAGCAGCUGCUGUAGCACCUACAGCUACGAGUCAACCCACACCUACGAGUCAACCCACACCUACGAGUCAACCCACACCAGUCCACACCAGAGCCAAGGCUGAUCCAAAGAUUCUUGCUGAUUUCAAGCCACAAACCCUUAUUGAUCGUAUCAACAAUUUCAAGCGUUUGGAAGGAGAGGUGGAACUUAAAUGUAAACAAUUGUCAAGUCUCAAGCUAGACGCCUCCAGUAUAGAAGCAAUCAAACAACUAAAGGAUCGGUCCCAUGGAAAGCAGUUCUCCAAACAGUUUGAAGAUUCCAGUCACAAACUGGAGGACUGGGUGGCACACGCAGAGCGGGAGAUCAACGAUAGAAAGUCUCUCAUCCAACUGAUGGAGCAGAGUGAACUCUUCUACGACGAACAGUACAGGGAGGCAAAAAUUGUAGCCAAUGCCUAUAAGAAUUUUGGAACAAGAAUCAAUAAUUUGAGGAAGAAGUUGGAUGACUUGAAGGGAUCACUGCCUAGUCCGAUUCCGUCUCCUUCCAUGGAUGCUCCUUCUCCAGGGAACACACCGCCCCAGCUCCAAGAUGACGACAAUGAGGCUGUGGACAUGGAAUUGGACGAAGAAAAUGAGAAUGCUCCUCACAUUGUCUCAGGAGCACCAGUCCCUAUGGCAGACCGGGUCUCCAUGCCAAACUACAAUGCAGAAAAUGCCUACACCUCUAGUCCUUCUGCGAGUAAAGGAGACAGUGGCCUGGAGUCCAGGCUAGCUACAAUGCUUCCUUCUCUACAGCAACACACAGGUGAUGUGCGACACAGCUCCUCAGGUGACAGUUUGGUAUACAACCCUCCCCCAGUCUAUAAUCCACCACCAAAACACAGUGCCCUGAGGGCCAUCCAGUUAGAGAAUGGCAAUGAUGGGGAGAACACUCCAGUCAAAGAUGAAGGAAGCGCAACACCAGUUAUGGAUGAAAAGCCAGACAGUUCACCUCCAAGACCAAAGAAUCAAAAUCCCAUAGACUUUCUUACACAGAUUUUGUCCAAAACUACUAAAGGUUCAGAAACUGGGUCAAAUUUUCUUCAAAAUUUAUCGCUUUUGACAAGUACUGUAAAAUCUCAGUUUCAAAAAGGGAAUAUGAAUCAGCCCGUUCUACCUCCUGGACCGAUUCCUGCACCCGGUGUUCAGCCACCUCUUGGCCCACCCCCACAGCCCCCCAACUCCUGGGCUGAGUGGAAGGCACAGCGAGACCCCACUCCCCAACCUCCAACAGGUGUUCCUCCUCCUAUGCCUGUUGUCUCCCAGCCACCCCCUCACCAGCCCCCUAUGUCGCAGCCUCCUAUAAUGUCACAGCCCCAGAACAUGCCAUCUUCACAGCCUCCUGUGCCCCUAGCACAGGACCCCAUGUCUCGUCCCUCUGUUCCUCAGCUCCUUAUUCCUCCCCAAAUGAGGAACUCCCUCCAGCCUUCUGUUCGUAGCAUGCUAUCCCCACCCACAGCCAUUAGACCACCUCCCAUCCCACCACCUAUCUCGCCAGUAAGACCUCCAAACAUUGGGUAUCCUGCAACCUCUUUGUCAUCUAACCAAAUUCCCCCGCCUGUCAGACCUGAUGGAUGGAAUUUUCCCCAGCCUCCUCAUGGCGCCCCUCAGGGUCCUCCCCUUGGUCCUCCUCAAGGCUCUACCUCUCAGGGGCCACAGCAGGGGCCUCCUCCGCCAAAUCUUGGCCCCAUACAUGGUCCACCACAAAGCCCAGUUUCCCAACAACCCCAUUUUAUACUGCGUCCUGGUUUCCUUGGUCAACCUGCUGGUGGAUUCCAGGGACAGACAAACCAUAGUUCAUCUCCCCCGUGGAACCAAACACAGGGUCCCCCCCAGGGUGGGCCACCUGUCCAGCAGGAUCAGUCAUCUUCCCCCACAUCUCCAUUGCAGUCACCCCCAACUCCUCCCUCUGCACCUCCUAAAAGUAUUCUUAGAAACAGAAAAUCUAGUUUGAGAGAGGUGCCACUUACCCCUAGUCCUGGGGAUCCUGUAGAACAUUCCCCCAUGAAUUUACGUGUUCCGAAACCUCCUAUGGAACCUCCAAGUCCAGAUCAUAUAAGGUCUCUACGUUUAUCGCGGGAGGAUUCAGACUCUUCUACAGGUCAUGUGCCAGAUGACCACAAAGAAUUUCUAGAAAAACUAAAGAGGAAAACUACAAGUAAUAUGACUCGGCCUGCUCCUCCAUCCAUGGAUCAAGAAGACGAAGAGUCCAGAAUUCCUGUGUUCACACGUAAUGUUUCUCGGUCUAACCUGACUACAAUUACACCUGUGGAUCUUGAGGAACCUAACGAAUCUGAAAGUGCUGAAGAUAUAAAUAACCAGGAGAACAAUAACGAUAACAUCAUCACACAGAUAAGUACCAUAGACAGUAAUCCUAGGGAACCAGCAGACAAACUUGAUCCAGACGAUAUUCGACAUGUGGGUGGCCAGCGUCGCCACCAUGAUGACUUUCCUCCACCUCAUGAGAGGAGGCCGUAUGAUGAUCGUGGUGACUAUGAUCGCUUUGCCCGUCCUCCUGAUCAAGGCAGGGAAUACUAUGACCGAUACAGAGAUCAGUACUACAGAGGCCCGUAUGGGGGCCCACCUCCCCCUAAAAGGCCAUAUCCAGAGCCAUAUGAUGCCCACAGAAGACCUCCUAGACCGUAUUAUCGAUACUAAUGACUAGUUAUUGUCAUUCUGUUUGUACGGGACUGGCAGCAAUCCGGUGUGUUAGUGUUGUAAGGUGAUUGAAGUAUGAUAGAGCCACAAAACAUGUUCUCAUUGAAGUACAGUAAAUUGUUAUUGAUGUGCAAGUUAUUUGUCAAUUUUGUUUUAAGAUAACAAAUAGCAGUUAAACUGUUGCGUGCAUAUAUUUCUAAUGAAUUGUUGGAAUUAAAAUGCCACUUUUAACUUUCAAGACCGAAUAAUGUAAAUGUGAGGCGUUUAAUCUUCUGCAUUAGAUUGUUUGUAAUCUUAGAUAAUGUUUUAGUAAAUUGUUUAAUGUUUGGUCUUUAAAUUACAGAUUUAAGAAGUAAAAACAAAUAUUUCUGGUUAUGAAUGAGAUGAAAAAGUUCCUAUCAUGCUAGACUGCAAUUUAAGUAUAUGUUUGAUUAAUUGAGCAUGCAUACAUGUACUUCAUUUCAAAUUUAUCUUAAUUCUCGAAAUACAGAAAUGGCAUGAUGUACUAAUUGCAUCAGUUUCAUCAACACCUAUAUUUACAGCCACUAUUAAUAUAUUUCGUCUAUAUACACAGACAAACAUUAACUUGUAUCAUACUUUUAAUUGGCAUUUUUGGAUAGUUUAAUUUUCACAGAUGGAGCAUUGUCACAAGAAAUUCGAGAUUAAUUAUAUAUUACAUAUAUUCUUUCCUAGGAUUAUAGCUGUUACAGCAUUUCAAUAUAUUAAGUAAAUUGACUGUGUCUGUGAAACAGUUUGAAAUAUUUUCAGAUUAUUUGCUAAAAUCAUUGAAUGCUGAUUAAAGUAUAAGAUAAAUUUUGGUAUCUUGGUUUCAGAAGUACAUAAAAUCUGUGUAAUGUUAGUAUCUUGGUUUCAAAAGUACAUAAAAUCUGUGUAAUGUGGUGCUUGAUUAUGACAACACUGAUGUUGAAGCUGACUUUAAAAGGUGAAAUUUAAUUGAAAUAACUUGUUGGGUAAACUUUUAAAGUAUGGUAUGAUUAAGAAAUGUUUAUAUCAAAACUUUGCAGUUAUUUUUGCUUUAAUACAUGUGUGUAAAAUCUACAUUCAUAAUUCUCAUAAUGGCAUUAUUUAAAUUAAUGGGGAACAUAUUCUGAUACAGCAGGUUUUAUGCAGAGGAAAGUGUUAUCAUUAUGAAAGUAUGUAAGAUAAAUAUCAUGUCAUUGGCCAUCAUCCCCUGAUCUCGUCCUGUGCUGUGUGUCUACAGCAGGACCUGACCAGAAUCAUUUGCUAUACAGUGUGUUAGUGGCAUUGUUUGAUUGAUUGAUAGAGCGUUAAGGUGUAUGUUGAAUUGUGUGUGUCUAUUUUACAGUAACAAUCAUGUUUUAGAGAGCAGCAUUCUCUCUGAUGCCAUGGUGAAGGUGUCAGAAUGGUUUAUCAUCAUUAAUAGAACUGUAGGCUGAAGAAAAUGAUGAUUAAGUUGGUUCAUAAUAAAACAGUUAAUCAACUUUA
Messenger RNA from Mizuhopecten yessoensis (Yesso scallop), 4829 nucleotides. RefSeq names its product regulation of nuclear pre-mRNA domain-containing protein 2-like. Gene Ontology annotation, biological process: mRNA 3'-end processing. Gene Ontology annotation, cellular component: RNA polymerase II, holoenzyme. The transcript is spliced from 9 exons. Bases 225 to 3362 code for a protein of 1045 amino acids. Gene Ontology annotation, molecular function: RNA polymerase II complex binding. Lineage: Eukaryota; Metazoa; Mollusca; Bivalvia; Pectinida; Pectinidae. The record is from RefSeq and is a predicted model, not a curated record.